UUCCCAUGGUGGUUAGUGGCUGAUAGGGUGCCUUGAUGCGCGUUUUCUUGCGCGUUUUGGGGCGCACGCAUUGAGACACACUAGUGGCUGAACGAUCGCAGCGCCAGAGUUCCCUCUAGGUCAGUUUAGGAAACUCUAUGGUUGACGCUAGAGGAAGUGCGCAUCCCAUUAUUAUACGGGAUGCCACGGGAUGCCCAAAGAUCGUGCUCAGCGUCGAAAGCGACCCGCGAAAGAUGGUGAUAGGCCGCCUUGUAAAUAUGGAUUCAAAUGUUAUCGCAAAAGUACUGAUCAUUUGGAAAAGUUCAGGCACCCGGAGAUGGGGCCGCAGUAUGACGCCGGGGUUUCUGAAGACGCACCAGCGGUCGACGAAAAGGUACCAGCGGGCAAGGACACAAAGAACGAUCUUCCCGACUCGCCUGAUGACGUGCGGGAGUCAAUUAAACAAAAGUUUUUGGUGGAAAUGCCUGAAGACUUUUAUGAUUUCUGGGACUUCUGCUGUUCUCUGAAGAAAGAAAAUCCUUCAGGUGCGACAUAUUUGAAUCACUCUUGCACCGAAAGGGCUUCUCAAUUGCAAGAUGCACUUUAUGAGCUGCUUCAUUUGAGGCUUGUCGGCCCCUUUGAUGUGCUGGCUGGAAAACUAACAAAUAAGAGCGUUAGGACGUUCGAUGACUUUCUCUGUCAUUGGCGUUACUUUUAUGAUCCUCCUGAAAUGCAGACUGUCCUAAGUGGAGACGAUGAGACAAUGUACCACAUUGGUUAUUUCAGGGAUGACCCAGAGGAGAUGCCUGUAUUCCUGGCAUCAAAUGUUGCAUCAGAAGGCUGCAAAAUUGUAAAGGUAGCUGGAAACCUGUUUGCUGUACUCAGCAAGGAGAUUUCCAAAGCCCUGGAGAAAUGCGACAACUCUCGGGACAAGGCUAAGCUGCGCAAGCUCAAUGGUGCGCUGGUGGAGUUUGCAGAGCAGAAGGGCCACUCACUGCAGGAGUCUUCCAAGAAGCGGCCUAAGCCACAGAGCGCUGCUUUCCAUGGGGCUGGACUGGUGGUUCCUUAUGACAGCAAAACGGGUGUCGGCUAUCGCAAGUUGCCCCUCUCAGAUGUUGAACUGAAGAAACUGCUGGCCAAAUUCUCUGAUGACCAUGAGGGAGGAGUCCACAAGGACAAACUGCAGGAACUUGUGACAUGGAUCCACAUUGCCAAUGAUGAGUGUGACUAUGGGAUGGGUCUCGAGUUCAGCAUUGCCCUCUUUUGUGCUGGCCAUGCCAGUCUUGACCCAACUGUUGACAUGUUGGGUGGCCUUGCCUACAAGCUCCUUAGACGUGAACCAUUUGCUUGCAUUCUUGUUGCCCACCUGAAGCGAAGACAUAAGUCCCCAAAUGUCAGUGUUCUAAGUUGACAUGAUUGUGUUUGCACAGACAAGCGAUUAGUUUAGUAGAUUGUCAGAAAUACACUUGAGCUGCUCUUUAAAAUGGGCAUUAACAUGCUCAUAUAUGCCAACUGUUCUGAACACUUUCAAGCAGGAGAGAGCAGAGAACAGCUGUCUUAGUAAACCCACUCACUGCAUUUUAUAAACAAGAAAAUGGUUAUAAUAUGUUAUGGUGCUAGCUAGGAGUUCCUCCUCUAUGCCUGAUCUUUGCUGUCACUCCAGCACCGAUUGUGCCAGGAUUGCAUUCUCAAAAUACCACCUUUAUCAUUAACCUUUGCUCUGCUCUUUUUUUUCUUUCCUAUUGGUACAGUAACUUCAACAUAAUGAGUCAUAUUACUUUGUAAGGCAGGAGUCUUUUGAACCUUGGGUCAAGAAUGUGGACAUCAAAGCUUAUCAUACUUCAACUAUCAAGCCACGAGACAUUUGAACACUGGUAUUCUCUGCAAGCAUUGUGUAGUUAAAAACAAAACUUGUUUUCAAAGCAAGGGACAAAGUUGCAUUCUCAUGUACAGAUGAUCAGUAAGCAGCUUUGGAAGAAAGUUGAGUGAACAGCUAUAGCCCAUUGAUUUUUUUUCAGUGGCACAAAUUCAUUGUUAAUUCUGCUGUGCAACAAGGCUCCGUCCUUGGCCUCCUUUUAUUUAUAAUCUUAAUAACCUGGCAAGUGUUGUUGAGUCACCUGUGAGGCUGUAUGCUGAUGACUGCAUAAUUUACCACACAAUAUCGUCUGAUACUGAUCUUAGAGCACUUCAGUCUGAUGUUAACACUACUAGCUGGUGCUAUGCAUGGCCAGUGCAUUUCAACAUUAAAAAGUAGUGAGCAUUGCCUGAAAAUUGGCCACUUGUAAACCUCCUCUGUAUCACAUUGAUGGCUGUUUUAAACGUAUCUAGGUGUUCACAUAACUGCUAACCUUUCAUGGCAAGCCUGUGUUAAAUACAUGGCUAAUAAUGCAAUCGCACCUUGGUUCACUUACACCAAAACUCUUCAAAGGCACUGUAACCUCCUAAAUUGAAUGCUAUAUAAAACAUUUCUGUGGUAUAAAAUAUGUGUGUAUCAUAUGGGAUCUCAGUAUAGCACUUGUCAUUAACCAAUUGGAUAAGCACUAAACUAUAAUGUGCAUUUCAUUCUGUCAGAUUGUCUCUGCUUUUUCAGUGUAUCAUUGACACAGCUCACUUUGCAACUUCUUGAACCCUCUCUUUGCAGAAAAGUGGCUUGUUUAUUGUAAUUCCACACCUGAGAGAUGUAUAGGUACCUCAGGGAGGCAUCUUAUUUUUCUUGUUCUAAAGUUGAAGCGCCUUUUUGUCAUCCCAAUUUUCUGAUUCAUUCAUGCCAAAGACAGCCCGCCUGCCAACCUCUGUCAUCACCAUUCUAAGUGUUUCUGCAUUUGGUUAUUACUGCAUGUAACAGCCACUAACAAUCGUACGUUUUCACUUACCACUAUCUUCUGCAGUGCCUACGGACAUUGAAGGUGUUGAAAUAAAUACUGUUUCACAAUUAUACAA
Molecule: messenger RNA, 2919 nt
Organism: Rhipicephalus sanguineus (brown dog tick)
Lineage: Eukaryota; Metazoa; Arthropoda; Arachnida; Ixodida; Ixodidae
Gene: Hpf1
Product: histone PARylation factor 1
Exons: 7
Coding region: 191-1390 (399 amino acids)
Biological process (GO): DNA damage response; regulation of protein ADP-ribosylation
Cellular component (GO): nucleus
Molecular function (GO): poly-ADP-D-ribose binding; histone binding
Source: RefSeq, a predicted model, not a curated record